UCUCUUUAACUGACCGCUAUUCAGCACGAAGAUGAGCUCAAUAGACGAAAGGAAGAUUUGGAAACACUGGGCUUACCUUAAGAAUGAACUUCCAGCAGAUGAAAUUGUGGACGGAAUGGUCGAAGCUGGCAUAUUCGCCCCAAACCAAGGAAGGGAUAUUUUAAGUGUUCAGCCAAACACAAGGCAGAUGAAAGCUGAAAAAUUUCUAAACAACCUGAUAAAUGCCGGGGAUAAAGGAUUUGAGACGUUUUGUAACAUCAUGCGACGUGACAACGAGAACCGAUACAAAGCUAUCAUGGAAAGGUUGGAGAUAAGCGACAACUCGGGAGGGGGAGCUGGUGGAGGGGGUGCUUCAAACGCCAUGCAUGUCAGACCCGCAAAUACAGGAGCUCCCUCAUUGCGGCCAGACUCCGGUAUGUCAGGAUCUCAGAGGCCUAUCUCCAGCAUGUCUUCUGCCAGUACAGAUAUCAGCAUGCCGAGCAGGGAUGGCGAAACAGGCGAAAAGAACCAACGAAGAGGUAAAUCGGCCGCUCGUCGUGCAUGGCGGUCCGAGUCGUCCGCCAGUGAAUCGUUCCCACCAACCAACCAAGUACCACCAAAUAAUGCAAUUGCUCCAUACGGGGGAAUAGCUAGGGCACCAAGCACAGGAGAAGCAAUAAUCACACAAUCGAGAAACUCGGAUUACGAGGGACGUUCGGAUAUGGCAUCAGCUUCCGGAGGCCAUUCCUCCGGUGCAACUGGCUCUGAUAAAAAUACACAAGGAGCAUCCGCUGAAACACCUGGUGUUGACAUGAAAGCGCUGGAACAGGAACUAGUACGCAUCGCGCCAACUAUUGCAGAACUUUUCCAAAAAUUUGCAAAGACAACAUGCAAAGAACCUGUGAGUGAAGAAGAAAUUCAAAACGUUAAGGCAGAAAAUGAACGUCUGAGGAAAACUAACCGUGCACUCAUUGAAAAACUGAACUCGUUUCAGCACAGGAUCAUACAACUUCAGUUGGAGAACAAAAAGCUCAGGGAAGAAGGAGAAGGUGUGAUGGAAGCUAAGGAUGAACUAGACCGGAAAGAGUUUGAACUGAAGGAUCUGGAAAAGAGACUUGAAGAGCAAAAACAGGCGUUGGAAGAGAAGGAGAUGGAACUUAACAACCAGCUGAUGAAAAUACAGGAUAUCGAAAACGAUAUCGCCAGACAGAAGGAACAAAAGAAAUUGGAGACUCUACAUGAGGAAGGACAACUAGACAAUGAACGGCAACAAGAGGAAAUCUUAAUACUUAGAGAGGACAAGAAGAAGCAACAACAGCAGAUACUGAAGCUGGAAUUCAAACAGAGAGUUGGGGAAGAACGCCUGCAGAGCCUGGAUGCUAGAAUGAGACAGCUAGAACAGCCCAAAAGAAACUUCAGGAGAAGCGAUCCUUCAAAGAUAAAGCCUAGACGGCCAUUAGGAAUGUUUUAUAACUGACAAAUCUGGCAAUAUUGUUAUGAAUAUUUAAUGGUGGUAUUCAUAAUGGAAAGUGGUUUGGUUCUAUACCAUAAUUUUAUUGUGAGAUAGUCACCUGCUUAUAUUUACGGGGUCUACUCAAAGAACUUGGCACAAGAUGGUUUCGUCAUAAUAUGGAAAUGACUACUAUGUUCUACCUUGAACUAAUGGAAACCGGUGUAGAUCUUUCUAGAAUCAAGAACACAGGUUAGGAAUUACCAAGGCCAUGUAAAAUUUAACGCUGCAACCUUGAAGACUUUGAUUAUCACCCAUGUUUCUCACUUCAUCAUUGUUACAUGCAACCAGUAUGAAAGGAAUGUCUACGGUUGAAUAAUUAUAUGUAGAUCUUCAGCCACUAAACGUUCAUGUUUUCAAUAAUGUUUUAUUUAUAUAUACGGUAGAUAUAUUUUAUAUAAUAGUGAAGUGAUAAUCUGAAAGGAUAUCACCAUA
Molecule: messenger RNA, 1924 nt
Organism: Pecten maximus
Lineage: Eukaryota; Metazoa; Mollusca; Bivalvia; Pectinida; Pectinidae
Biological process (GO): regulation of apoptotic process
Source: RefSeq, a predicted model, not a curated record